Molecule: messenger RNA, 1134 nt
Organism: Pleurotus ostreatus (oyster mushroom)
Lineage: Eukaryota; Fungi; Basidiomycota; Agaricomycetes; Agaricales; Pleurotaceae
Exons: 4
Coding region: 1-1134 (377 amino acids)
Source: RefSeq, a predicted model, not a curated record
AUGCCCUUACCCAUCCCCCGAAGCAUCCAGGAUGGACUCCUGGAGCGCGUGCAAACCAUCGACAGGCCCGCGCCCUCUAUCACCACCAACGAAUCCAAAGUCAGCCUUAUCAUCCCAGGAUCCCCGAAUGAAUGGGUAGAUAAGAAGACACCUUUCACCCUUGGGCAUGAUACCGGCAUCGUUGUCGCAGACCAAAAUGCCUACCGUGUCCCAGAUACACCCCUCCUUCCCCUCUUUGUUGCCGUGAACGUAAAAUCCAGCCUUGAUACCGCUUCCUCUCACAAUUCCCCCUCUGGCGCUAGUCCACCCCACUUUGACCGGCCCUCCAACGACUUCAUAACCGACCGCAACAACCUACGCAAGCUCCUCCGCUGGAUCAACAACUCCCCAGACUCGGAUUUCCGGAUUGACGUGCAGCUGGCAGGCAAGAAAACCAUUUUAAUGUCUCGCUAUACGACGAACGUGCGGGAGAAGGCUGCGUAUGGCUUCGGCCACAGUUUCGAGAAGGCGUGCACGAAACCCGCCGCGCAGUGCGAAGGCGGUGUGAGUCAUCACCGGAUCAUCAGAUACGACAUGAACGGACUGAAGAUGAUCGUGCGGUAUGAAGUUGACGGGUACCUGCCUGAUACCAGUCCAUACACGCAUUCCUGGCGCCAAGCUGCGUCCGCCACUGCCCCCACUGCCGUCAACAACCUCCCAGAUACCCCCGCCAGCGUCAAGUUCACUGCGGCCACCCCAGAGUCUACACCCCCCGAAUUCAAACCCAAAGCCGAACCCGUGCUACACGCCGGGCUCACCGUCUACCCAGGCGGAUCGUGGUCGGUCCCCCAGUCCUCCAUCCUCGAGAUGAAGACCCGCUCCCAGCGCAACUUCGACAUGAUAAAUUGGUCGGAGCUGCACGGGCAGCUCUACGUCUCGCAGACGCUCCACUGCUUCAUCGGGAUCCAUCAGCGGGGAACGUUCACCACCCUUGUGCGGCAGAACCUGCGGUCGGCGGCGAUGGAGAGGGUGAGGGCUUCCGAGCAGCCGAAGCUGAAGGCGCUGAGGUGGGUGCUGGCAGGAUCUGUUGGUCAAGAGGGGAGGGAAUGCCCGGGUGAGCCUAGUUUCGGAAGCGGGAGUGUUGGGGGUUUAUGA